Spea bombifrons (plains spadefoot toad) is the source of this 1225-nucleotide messenger RNA. It is a transcript of the gene CARTPT, whose product is annotated as CART prepropeptide. Bases 155 to 499 code for a protein of 114 amino acids. Gene Ontology annotation, biological process: negative regulation of appetite; cellular response to starvation; G protein-coupled receptor signaling pathway. The record is from RefSeq and is a predicted model, not a curated record. The transcript has 3 exons. Lineage: Eukaryota; Metazoa; Chordata; Amphibia; Anura; Pelobatidae. Gene Ontology annotation, molecular function: neuropeptide hormone activity.
GGUAUCCAGGAUGCAUGGUGUAGUUUAAUCAUGCAGGUCCUGAUGUCGUGUCAUCAUCAGGAGGUAGAUGGGGCUGUGAUGUCAGGCCAGGGUGGACCCCAUCCCCUAUAUAUAGGGCAGGGCUGCAGCAGGCAACACACAGAGAUCCAGCACCAUGGAGAGCUCCAGGAUGCACCUCCUCAGCCUGCUGAGUUCCACCUUCCUGGUCCUACUGCUUGGAGCAAAAGGAGAGGAAUCUGACUACCUGGAGACCCGAGCCCUGGACUUCUAUUCUCCUCUAGAGAACACCAUCCAGGAGAAGGAGCUGAUUGAUGCAUUGCAAGAAGUACUGGAAAAACUAAAGAGUAAAAGGCUUCCCUCCUAUGAGAAAAAAUAUGGCCAGGUACCCAUGUGUGAUGCUGGAGAACAAUGCGCUGUCAGGAAAGGAUCCAGAAUCGGAAAACUCUGUGACUGUCCUCGACGAACAUCCUGCAACACAUUCCUGUUGAAAUGCUUAUAAGCAGAAGAAUGAAAAAGGACCAAAAUGGAUUUUAGUUUGAUUUUGAUCAUGAAAGAAAAUAUUUUUCCUCAAAGGUUUUUUUUUUUCCAUUGAUUGUAUUAUUCUUGUGUUUGCCAUGGCUAGGUAACUGCUAUUGUGUUGGUCUUCAAGAGUCCUAACUCAGAGCUGGUUAAUGGUUUGCCUGAGGGUGAUAGGAGUUGUAAUCCGACAGACGUUCAGGGCACUGAAGCUGUCAUUCUGUUUUUUUCUUCAUUGCUUGGCUAUGUAGACUUGUAGACUGAACAAGGAAACAGAUAUCAUACUGGCUGUUAUUGCACUACAACUCCUAUCACCCUUGACCUGUAAGCAAAUCUCAAAGCAGAGAUGUAACUAGAAACCACCAAGCCCUCAUACAAAAAUUCACCCCUGGGCCCCCAAACUUCAACAGCGAGUCUGUGCCUUCUUUUCCCCCUCCUCGUUCCAACACAAAACAUAUGUAAACACACAAAUUACACACUUACUCAUACUAACACACACUCCAUCUCACCCCACUUACACAUCCAUGCUCACACACACAAAAGUACACAGCCAUGCUCACACAUACACACAAUUACACAUCCAUGCUCACACAUGCACACAAGUACACAUCCAUGCUCACACAUGCACACAAGUACACAUCCAUGCUCUCACGCAAGUACACAUCCAUGCUCACAUCCAUCCAUACAUAUAUAUAUAUAUGUAUAUAUA